AUGGCUGUCUCGGUGACAACAUCGCUCUCUUAUCCUGAGACGAUCACUCUCACAACCCUCUCAGGCGUUGGCCUCGCCAUCCUCGCGAACACCCUCCGUGGCAAUGGGGAACCCCUCAUUGCAUCUCUUGCGCUCUCUAUCCUCGGCUUUGCGCUUUGCUACUCCAUGAUACGCUGGCUAGGCCCUACGUUUAUGCGCGCUGGCUUCCGCGGUCGGGACAUGAGCAAGCUGCAACGUACUGAGAUUCCAGAGUGCAUGGGCGCUGUGUGCGCUGCCGUCUAUCUCCUCACCGUCAUCGUGUUCAUCCCCUUUCCCUUCUACAAGGAUAUUGUUGCGGCUACCAGUGGCGGCGGAAAUCGAGAUGUCGUCGUUGAGCUUGAGUCUCAGAAUAUCAACCAAGGGCGUUUGCUACAUCGCUUUCCUCAUAACAAGCUCGCUUCUUUCUUAAGCGCCAUCAUCUCCCUGCAGACAAUUGCUCUUCUUGGUAUUGGCGAUGACCUCUUUGACAUUCGUUGGCGACACAAAUGGUGGAUUCCCGGUCUCGCCUCGAUCCCCCUUCUCGUCGUUUACUUUGUCGACUUUGACGUUACGUCUAUUGUCCUGCCUCUCCAGCUGCAACCUUAUCUCGGCGAGCUCUUCGACUUGGGCGCUCUCUACUAUGUAUACAUGGCCUGUAUUGCCAUGUUCUGUCCCCAGAGCAUCAAUAUGCUCGCGGGCAUCAACGGCAUUGAGGUCUCGCAAUGCGUCGUCAUCGCACUCCUCCUCAUCCUGAACGAUUGCUUGUACCUACUCACGCCCUAUCCUCAUCCUGCCACCGACUCCCACUUAUUCUCACUCUACUUUCUACUCCCAUGGCUCGGGGUCUCUUGCGCCCUGCUCCUUCACAACUGGUACCCGGCCAAGGUCUUUGUUGGCGACACGUACUGCUACUUCUCGGGCAUGGUAUUCGCCGUUGUCGGUAUCCUCGGCCACUUUUCAAAGACGCUUGGACUCCUCCUUGUUCCUCAAAUAUUCAACUUUCUCUAUUCAUGCCCUCAAGUCUUCGGCUUGAUUCCGUGCCCUCGCCACCGACUUCCGCAUUUCAAUGCUCGGACCGGUCUCCUCGAGCCUUCUGUAACUCCAUGGUCCCCUGAACGUCAGCCGCACCCUCUGGUCGCCCAAGGUCUUCGUAUCCUCGACAAGCUACGACUAGCAAAAGUAACUACCGAUGAAAAGGGCCAGUUUGUGGAGACAAGCAAUUUCACCAUCCUCAACCUCUGGCUCGUUUGGCGUGGGCCUCUUCGUGAAGAUCGGUUGGCUUUCGAGGUAACCAUGCUCCAACUUGUUGUUGGGCUCUUUGGUUUAUUUGUGAGGCACCGUCUAGCAUUGUUGGUUUUUAAGGAAGACAACUGGGGGACAACGGCACAGUAUUGA
Messenger RNA from Fusarium sp. VM40, 1413 nucleotides. NCBI's taxonomy places the organism in Eukaryota, Fungi, Ascomycota, Sordariomycetes, Hypocreales, Nectriaceae. The record is from the annotation of a GenBank genome assembly.